GCCAAUCUCGGUGCAAAAAACGGUGCAAAAUUUCAUAAAAACGCGUCAAGUUUGUUAAUUUGUAACUCAAGAUAUUGUAAUUUUAACUGAUCGUAACUAUAUACAUACAUAUAUUGUAAUUGUUAUUCCUCGACUGUUUGUACUCUUUUCGAAUUAAGAUAGGAAAACUUUACGAGAGACCGCACGUAUUGCUGCGUACCUUGUGCCGAUUUGUCCAGUGAAAUUGCUCAUAAUUUCAAGCACAGUUCGGUGUACAACAUCCCGUAAUACAGGUUCAGGGUUAUAAACAGAGAUUUUUAAAAUGGCUCUUGAUGCUUACGACAUUUACUCGGCCCUAUGGAAGCAUAUUGUAACCAGUAACCAGCGAGAGGAUGUUGUAAAUGGAAUAAAGGCCUGCAUCUCUGACAGUGAAAUCAUUUCGUUUGUUCGUCGAGUUGCAGACAACAGCAUUGGUGAACCAUUUGAACUGAAGGAUUUAGAACGUGACUGCAAAAAUGAAGCGAAAGCUAUUGAGUGUCGCAAACUUGGAAAUGAAAAAUUUCAUCCAAAGGUUAAGAAAUACAUUGAAGCUGUUGCGUACUACAACGAAAGUAUAGCAUUGAGCGAAGAUGGCUCCGAAACAUUGGCUAUUGCAUAUGCAAACCGAUCGGCUGUGUGCUAUGAAUUGGAAGAAUAUGCUGAUUGUUUGCAAAACAUUCGAUUGGCGCGAGAAAACUCUUAUCCGGAGAAUUUGACUUUCAAGCUAGAUAAUCGAGAAAAAGGCUGCCUCAAACGGUUAGCUGAAAAUGACCAUAAACAGUUGGAAAAGGAUGAUGUGCCGCGAAAACCAAAGCUAAGCUACGAACCAAAUCCUAAAAUUCCACGCAUAUCUGAUUGCCUCGAGCUAAAGGAAGAUGAUCAAUUUGGAAGACAUUUGGUAACCAAUCGAAAUCUAAGCGUGGGGGACAUCGUGAUUGAGGAAGCUCCGUUUUCUUCACUGCUCGUCAGCGAUCGACGAUACAUGCAUUGUGAUUAUUGUCACGACGACCAGUUUCUAACACUCAUACCAUGCAAAUCUUGUACCGUAACGAUGUUCUGCUCUACUAACUGUCAGCAAAAAGCAGUGGACACCUAUCAUCGAAUCGAGUGUUCCGUGAUUAAGGACAUGCACUUUCUGUUCACCAAAGUCAUUUUGAUGGCAUUGAGGACAACAACGACCGCCAUUAGUACAUUUGAUUAUAAUCUCAAAGAACUUCGACUGCAUGUGGAAUCUAUCGACGAGAAAUCUAUGAAUCCAUUCAAAUUGGAUUGGAGCAGUAUCGAUUCCAAGCAAGUCUAUAGCACUAUCCACAUUUUGGCCACAAACCAAAGCUUGCGUAGUGCCAGCGACCUCGUACAGCGUUCCGUGUACGCCAUAAUCAUGAGUGAACUUCUGUUUCGAAACACCGAACUUGGUAAACUCUGCGAUGACCAAGAAUCUCAUGACCUAAUCCGUACGUUGUUGUUCCGUCAUGCGCAAGCGUCUCCUGUAAGCAUGCAUUCAACAAUGUUUAUGGAAUACACGCCGAAAGAAUACGAGAAGUACUCACCGCUCAAGGUAGGCUGCGGAUCUUUUCCCAUUCUGAGCAUGAUCAAUCAUUCAUGCGCUCCGAAUCUCGAACGGAUGACUUUGCCGAAUGGAAACGUGAUGGCCCUGGUCAAUCGACCAAUUAAAAAAGGUGGCCAGCUGUUCGAUAAUUAUGGGUAUCAUCACUGUUUGGAAUCGCUCGAAAAGCGUCAAAAUGGUCUUUUUGAACAGUACAGCUUCCGUUGCCAGUGCGAGGCAUGCAAACUGAAAUACCCGUUGUUUAUCAGAUUACCGCAUGCAAAGCUGCCUCCCGGCGUGAGGCCUCCCAUCGACUACGACGAGAUGGAUCGUCUAGCCCAACACGACAUGGCGACAGCACUGCGUAAAAUUCCUGAAUAUUGCUGGUAUCUCAAUAUGCUCGAUCCUCAGUAUCCAAACUACGAAGUAAGCUCUGUGCAGGAGGCAUUAGUAAAAUGCUAUCAUGUAGUUUACGCCAAAAAAUCUAGGAAGGCUAGAUAUAAGGAUUUGUGUAAUCUGUAAGAUUUCUUUAUAAAUAAAUGAUGUUGUGCUUCUAAUAGGUA
This is a messenger RNA of Aedes albopictus (Asian tiger mosquito), 2127 nucleotides long. RefSeq names its product SET and MYND domain-containing protein 4. Bases 302 to 2086 code for a protein of 594 amino acids. Lineage: Eukaryota; Metazoa; Arthropoda; Insecta; Diptera; Culicidae. Gene Ontology annotation, molecular function: protein binding. The record is from RefSeq and is a predicted model, not a curated record. The transcript is spliced from 3 exons.